AUGGUCUCGUUCAUUCAAGCAGUAACUGCUGUCUCGAUUCUUGUUAAAGCAUGCCUCGCUGCCAACACUGCUAUUCAGAUCUUCAACGGACCUUACGGUGUGGGCACGGCCACCGCUGAGCUCAUCAACACCAAAUUGCUCGACCCAUACGCACCCACCAAACAAGAUCGGCGACUCAUGGUCUCUGCCUUUUAUCCUGUGGCCGAGAUAGCGGAUUGCCAGCACACUAACAUCUCCUAUAUGCCAGCAGGGACCGCCGCCGUCUAUGACCAGGAAUACGGCGCAGCUGGGCUGCCCAAUGGGACAUUUGAAGCCUUACAUUUGGCGCUGUGCGGGAACACAUUGUCUCAAAACCCCCCGAAGAACAAAUACCCUCUCGCCAUCUUUUCGCCAGGGUUGGGGUUUUCUCGACUGAUCUACAGUAGCUUCGCGGCAUCAUUGGCAGCCCUGGGCUACGUCGUUGUGACGGUAGAUCACCCGUAUGACGCUGACGUCGUUGAAUUUCCCAACGGCGACCUGGUAAUGGCUGCAAAUAUCAACGACUCCGACGUUAGCCAACUCGACACAGCGGUGGCAGUUCGAACCAAAGACCUUUCGUUCGUUAUGGACCAAAUGCGGAAUCGGACGGUUACGAGAUCCCUUCUGCAGAAGGUGUAUGGAAAAAUGAACCCAUCCCAGACAUUUGUCUUCGGCCACUCAAUCGGAGGAGCAGCAGCGGCUGAGACCAUGUUGCAAGAUCAUCGGCCUCUUGCGGGAGUCAAUCUCGAUGGGACUUUGUUUGGUCAGGUUGUCUCCGAGGGUCUUGACAAACCAUUCAUGUUUUUCGAGCACGACGGAAAGAACCAGUCCACAGAAGCUACCUGGGCCAGCAUAUGGACGCACCUGAACAGCUCAAAGGCUCAGAUGACGGUUGUGGGCAGUCAACAUGGGACAUUUACGGACUUUCCGAUCAUCGUCGACACCCUCGGGUUACGCGCGCUGAUACCUUCUCAAGAGCUCACACCGUUGAUUGGCAGCGUCAAGGGCGAACGCAUCCUUACCAUUGUGACGACUUACGUGAAUGCGUUCUUUCAGUUCGUCUUGGGACAUCCUCCGGCACCACUGCUGCAGCAGGCUAGCCCUAAAUUCCCGGACGUGGUUGUAGCAAAUUCGACAUUGACGAAAAGAUGA
Exophiala spinifera is the source of this 1170-nucleotide messenger RNA. RefSeq lists its product as uncharacterized. NCBI's taxonomy places the organism in Eukaryota, Fungi, Ascomycota, Eurotiomycetes, Chaetothyriales, Herpotrichiellaceae. Gene Ontology annotation, molecular function: 1-alkyl-2-acetylglycerophosphocholine esterase activity. The record is from RefSeq and is a predicted model, not a curated record. The transcript has a single exon. Bases 1 to 1170 code for a protein of 389 amino acids.